Molecule: messenger RNA, 1493 nt
Organism: Cicer arietinum (chickpea)
Lineage: Eukaryota; Viridiplantae; Streptophyta; Magnoliopsida; Fabales; Fabaceae
Product: serine/threonine-protein phosphatase PP-X isozyme 2
Molecular function (GO): protein serine/threonine phosphatase activity
Source: RefSeq, a predicted model, not a curated record
GCAGGUAAUAGUGUAAUCGAUUAAUUCGAAAAUAAAUGAAAAUAAAGAGUGUAGUUUGCAAAAGAGAAGAAAAGAAAAGAAAGGUGGAAAUUGAAGAAGCAAGCAGUGGAAGCUGAGAGAGAGAGAGAGAGAGAGAGAGAGAUGUCUGACCUAGACAGACAAAUAGAACAGCUGAAGAGAUGCGAACCUCUCAAAGAGUCAGAAGUUAAAGCUCUCUGCCUCAAAGCCAUCGAAAUCCUCGUUGAAGAAAGCAAUGUUCAAAGAGUCGACGCCCCUGUCACCAUAUGUGGGGAUAUUCAUGGACAGUUUUAUGACAUGAAAGAGCUUUUUAAAGUAGGAGGUGAUUGCCCCAAAACUAACUAUUUGUUCCUUGGGGAUUUUGUUGAUAGAGGAUUUUACUCCGUUGAAACCUUUCUGCUUUUGCUUGCUCUCAAGGUGAGGUAUCCAGAUCGGAUAACACUCAUCAGGGGAAACCAUGAAAGUCGUCAGAUCACACAGGUAUAUGGUUUCUAUGACGAGUGCCUUCGGAAAUAUGGUUCAGUAAAUGUUUGGAGAUAUUGUACUGACAUAUUCGAUUAUUUAAGUUUGUCUGCUCUAAUUGAAAACAAGAUUUUCAGUGUUCAUGGUGGUCUUUCUCCUGCCAUUUCAACAUUGGAUCAGAUACGAACUAUUGAUAGAAAGCAAGAGGUACCUCACGACGGUGCCAUGUGUGACCUCUUAUGGUCAGAUCCUGAAGAUAUUGUGGAUGGAUGGGGUUUGAGUCCCCGUGGUGCUGGUUUCUUGUUUGGUGGUAGUGUUGUUACUUCUUUUAACCACUCCAAUAACAUUGAUUAUAUAUGUCGAGCUCAUCAGUUGGUAAUGGAAGGAUAUAAAUGGAUGUUCAAUAACCAGAUAGUUACUGUCUGGUCAGCUCCAAAUUAUUGCUACAGAUGUGGUAAUGUAGCUGCAAUUCUGGAGUUAGAUGGUAAUCUCAAUAAGCAGUUUCGUGUGUUUGAUGCUGCCCCACAGGAAUCAAGAGGGGCACCUGCCAAGAAACCAGCUCCAGAUUACUUCCUAUAAAGCAGUUUUCUUUGUUUCUGUAUCCAAAUACUCGAAUUGAUGAAUAGGAGCUUGAAUCGAGAAGAUGUCUGAAACGGGAGGAAUCAGUGAAUCAAUUGUCCGUUAUGGAGGCAGGAGUCUAGCAUAGCAUCUGCCUACUUCAUUCAUCGAUAUUAUUGUAGCAGUGGUGUGAAUUAGUAUGUGAUUUGGCAAUAUAUGGUUCUUACCUCUGUUCAUUUAAAAGGCAUGAUGGAUAGAUGGUUUAGAAGGAAAAUGACAUUUGCAUAUAUGAGAACUUGAUUAGGAAGAAUUGGAUUGUAUCAGGGAAUAUUGGGAGCCAUAUAAAUCUGUGGAAAAAACCCACUAUUCAAGUUUUGAUAUUCGUUUGGGCCAUAAAAGUUUAUGUUCUGCUAUUUAUGUAGCAUGUGUGUUAUUGGAAUCGUGCAUUUCCUGAA